GUUUACCACAGACGGUUCAGUGACAAAUGUACCACUAUCCCGUUAGAUGUAGGAAGCCCCGUGUGCUCCAGUGUAUACCCACUGUAGACUUGGCGGCUAUUGUUGUGAUUCCGCGAUCUGGGUGACAGCUCCAGUGGAUCAAAAAAUUCCAGGAGCAACCGAAUAAUGAGAAGAGGGAUUUACAAUAUUUCUACUGCACGGAUAGCGCAGAGAGAGACCCACAAUAAAAGAUAUUGACAUGAAGAAAGACAUUGAGACACUGAUAGCAGAGGAACGCGCUGACAUCAUCUUGACAUAUGAUACGGGCAGACAGGAGGGGGUGGAGAUUGACCCCUGGGAGGAUGCAGAUUACAGUAUUUACAGAGUCACUGACCGUUUCGGGUUUCUGCAUGACGAGGAUCUGCCAGCCCCUAGUGCACAUGAGGAGAAGAAAAAGAACCUGGAAAUUGAAAGGGUAGAAAAAUGGCUGAAAAUGGUGAAAAAAUGGGAUAAAUACUGGAACAGUGACAGGAUGGUAAAGCGUGUGUAUAAGGGUCUCCCCCUGCAGCUGAGAGGCCAGGCCUGGGCUCUGAUGCUGGAUGUGGAGAAGUUGAAGAAUGAGAACGAGGGGAAGUAUGAGAGGAUGAAGGAACAGGCCAAAGUGUUCUCCCAGGAAAUCAAACAGAUCGAUCUGGACGUGAACCGGACGUUUAGAAACCACAUCAUGUUCAUGGAUCGAUUCGGAUUCAAACAGCAGUCUUUAUUUCAUGUCCUGUCUGCCUAUUCAGUCUACAACACGGAGGUGAGCUACUGCCAGGGCAUGAGCCAGGUCGCCGCCUUGCUGCUGAUGUACAUGAACGAGGAAGACGCCUUCUGGGCCCUGUCACAGCUACUGACCAAUCAGAAGCAUGCCAUGCACGGUGAGCUGACCAAUAAGAUAUCCCGUAAACAUUGAUUUGAUUUAUUUAUUUCACCUUUAUUUAACCAGGUAGGCUAGUUGAGAACAAG
Molecule: messenger RNA, 987 nt
Organism: Oncorhynchus kisutch (coho salmon)
Lineage: Eukaryota; Metazoa; Chordata; Actinopteri; Salmoniformes; Salmonidae
Product: USP6 N-terminal-like protein
Exons: 9
Coding region: 239-934 (231 amino acids)
Biological process (GO): regulation of GTPase activity
Molecular function (GO): small GTPase binding; GTPase activator activity
Source: RefSeq, a predicted model, not a curated record